AUGUCUCCGGGGACUACAAAGCCCAAUCUGGCACCGUCCAGUGCCGAGCCUGACGACGCAUGUGGCGCUUCAGGGGUUCAUGAUCGUCAAUUCGAGGGCCUUGCCGGCCAUAUCCUCAUUAUUGGACGCUUCCCGCCACCAGAUGGUAGUAACGAGGCGCAAACUACAGCCCGAAUUGUGGAGGACUCCGGGGAAACGGAAGAACCCUUGUUCAUGCAAAAUCCUAGUCACUACACUUCAAGUCGUGACCCCGUCUUCCAGGUUUACAGGCUAGACAGCUCAAAGUCGCUCAAGUUCAAUUAUCAGCUGGCCGUGUGCGCGCCUCGCAUCGAUGUUGCUUGUUCGUCUGAUGGCGUUAUCCUUGUCGUGGCCCUCUAA
Messenger RNA from Fusarium odoratissimum NRRL 54006, 378 nucleotides. RefSeq lists its product as uncharacterized. The record is from RefSeq and is a predicted model, not a curated record. NCBI's taxonomy places the organism in Eukaryota, Fungi, Ascomycota, Sordariomycetes, Hypocreales, Nectriaceae. The coding region runs from base 1 to 378 and encodes 125 amino acids. The transcript has 3 exons.